Molecule: messenger RNA, 729 nt
Organism: Dryobates pubescens (Downy woodpecker)
Lineage: Eukaryota; Metazoa; Chordata; Aves; Piciformes; Picidae
Gene: NDUFB9
Product: NADH:ubiquinone oxidoreductase subunit B9
Exons: 4
Coding region: 39-563 (174 amino acids)
Biological process (GO): mitochondrial electron transport, NADH to ubiquinone
Source: RefSeq, a predicted model, not a curated record
CAGCCCCCGCGCGAAGGUGAGCGCUAGGACGGGCGGCCAUGGCGGCCUACCUGACGCACCAGCAAAGGGUGCUGCGGCUCUACAAGAAAUCCCUGCGGCACCUCGAGUCCUGGUGUGUCUACAGAGACAAGUACCGCUACUUUGCCUGUCUCCUGAGAGAGCGUUUUGAUAAGAACAAGGAUAUAAAGGAUAUGGUGAAAGCUACGGAGCUGCUGAAGGCGGGCGAGGAGGAGUUCUGGGCCAACCAGCAUCCUCAGCCAUACAUCUUCCCUGACUCCCCUGGAGGCACUGCCUAUGAGAGAUACGACUGCUAUAAGAUUCCUGAAUGGGCCUUAGAUUUCUGGCAUCCUUCUGAAAAGGCAAUGUAUCCUGAUUACUUUGCCAAACGAGAGCAAUGGAAGAAGCUGCAGCGAGAAAGCUGGGAGAAAGAGCUUAAGCAGUUAGAAGAAGAAACUCCAGCUGAUGGUCCAAGAACUGAAGCUCUGCCUCCAGCUCGUAAGGAAGGGCAUCUGCCUCCCCUGUGGUGGCAGUAUGUUACAAGAUCUCGUGAAAUUCCAAUGUAAAAUCAUCAUUUGGUGAGACAAUUGAAGCAGCUCAUCUUCUGUAGGCAGUUGACAUGUCAGUGGCUGCAUGCUAGUCAAAGCAGUACAAAAAUUACUACAAAAGUACUAUUAAUACAAGUACUACAACAUAAAGUAAUACAAAAUAAAGCCAAAUAUAACAAAAGAG